Molecule: messenger RNA, 1838 nt
Organism: Perognathus longimembris pacificus (Pacific pocket mouse)
Lineage: Eukaryota; Metazoa; Chordata; Mammalia; Rodentia; Heteromyidae
Gene: Acot9
Product: acyl-CoA thioesterase 9
Biological process (GO): acyl-CoA metabolic process
Cellular component (GO): mitochondrion
Molecular function (GO): fatty acyl-CoA hydrolase activity
Source: RefSeq, a predicted model, not a curated record
AUGGGGGGCACGCCGGCUCACUUUAACGAUUUGGAGUCGGAUAUUAAAGGCAAAACAGUACUUGAUGAUGGUAGCUGCGAUGUUUCAGAUAAGAAUUUUUUGGAUUUCAGGGAGAAAGAUGGUAGUGUAGAGAAUAAUUUUGCUUUAUCUUUAUUCUCUUAUUUUCCUACAGUUCUUAUUGGCUACAUGCACACCAAAAAUCAUUCUGUUAAGAUGUCUCCUUUAUCCAUAGUCACAGCCCUGGUGGAUAAGAUUGAUAUGUGUAAGCAGAGCUUAAGCCCAGAGCGGGACAUUAAGCUUAGUGGCCAUGUGAGCUGGGUUGGGAAGACAUCCAUGGAAGUGAAGAUGAAAAUGUUGCAAGAUGAUGCAUUUUGUCCUGUUUUGGAUGCAACGUUUGUAAUGGUGGCUCGUGAUUCUGAAAAUAAGGGUCCGGCAUUUGUGAAUCCUCUCAUCCCUGAAAACCCAGAAGAGGAAGAGCUCUUUAAACAAGGAGAAUUGAACAAGGGGAGAAGGAUCUCCAUGAGCUCCAUAUCCUUACUGAAAAUGGCUCCUGAUGCUGAGGAGCGGAACACCAUACACGACAUGUUUCUCAGCACGCUGGAUCCCAAGACUAUAAGCUUUCAGGGUCGCAUUUUGCCCACUAAUGCAGUGUGGAUGGAGGAUACAAAAUUGAAGAGCUUGGACAUUUGUCAUCCUCAGGAGCGGAACAUUUUCAAUCGGAUCUUUGGUGGUUUUAUUAUGAGGAAAGCAUAUGAGUUGUCGUGGGCUACUGCUUGUAGCUUUGGUGGCUCCCGACCAUUUGUGGUGACAGUAGAUGACAUCAUGUUCCAGAAACCUGUUGAAGUGGGCUCAUUGCUUUUUCUUUCCUCUCAGGUCUGCUUUACUCAGGACAAUUACAUUCAAGUCCGAGUGCAUAGUGAAGUGGCCUCUCUUCACAAUAAAGAACACAUGACCACCAACGUCUUUCACUUUACAUUUGUAUCACAAAAUGAGGUGCCCUUGGUUUUCCCCAGAACAUAUGGAGAAUCCAUGUUGUAUUUAGAUGGGCAGCGGCAUUUCCACUCCAUGACUGCCCCAGUGAAAAAGGACUACCUUGUGGAGCCCUAGGAAAACCUCACCAGUUAUAAACCAGCACUCCAUUGGCAGUGACCUUUAAUGCCUGCCGAAGGCCUGAGCAAAUUGUGUUGCUUUUAGCAUCCUCCAUAGAGGAGAAGGUAUCAGCGGGUAGGAUGACCAGAAAGGCAGAAAAAGAGAGUGACUGGAUGGGCCCGAACGGUGGAUGAGCUAUUAAAGAAAUAAAUAACUUCCAACCUAGAUUAAUUGUGAACCUCAUGUGUUGACACCGCCCACCCCCCUACAUCUGCUAAGUAACGAAGAAGCAAUGGGGAAUGGCUCUUCAGACAGGCACAUGUGUUAAAAUUUUGCAGCUAUUAGUAUACAUCAGUUUGGGGGGGGGAUGACAUUUGGUUAACAUUUUGUGUUCUGGGGAACUGAGGGCCUUGUAAACAUUCAAACAAUGCUCUCAGAACCCCCUUUUUGUUUGUUGCUUUUGAGUCCUAAAUAGCUAACUUUCCUGGCCAGCCUUCAAAUUUGAGAUCAUCCUGCUUCUGCCUCUUGGGUAAUUGGGGUUACAGGCAUGAGCCACCGGCACUCAGCUCUAUGAUAGUACACACCUACAAUAUGUUCUACCUGUUUUAGGUUUCCAGCUAUAGGUGGGAUGAUGGGUAACCCCUUCCCCCAGUUUCUUCCACUGAGAUGAAUUUUUCUGCCUUGGCUGCCCUGAACUGUGAUCUUCAUCUUAGCUUCCCAUGUAGCUAGGAUGAUAGUCACGAACCACC